Molecule: messenger RNA, 1569 nt
Organism: Aspergillus oryzae RIB40
Lineage: Eukaryota; Fungi; Ascomycota; Eurotiomycetes; Eurotiales; Aspergillaceae
Exons: 3
Coding region: 1-1569 (522 amino acids)
Biological process (GO): transmembrane transport
Cellular component (GO): membrane
Molecular function (GO): transmembrane transporter activity
Source: RefSeq, a predicted model, not a curated record
AUGGCGAAGGAAGCCGACGCCGCGCAUCAUGAAUUUACUGUUACAAAAGACUCGGCACAGAAUGUCCCAACAGGAACGGUGAAGCUAGUCGAGGAUGGAGAAAUUGUCCUAAUUCCAACUCCUUCCCCUGAUCCUAGAGAAAAGAGAAAUAUUAACCGCAUAAAAUGUUGUCUAGUCGCCGUACUGAGUGUCCUCAUGACCUCUGGUAUGGGCCCUAUCACAACUACCAUCUCGGCCUAUUACGACGGCAAUCCCAGAACCAACGAUCUGAUGACAUAUCCGACGUUGUUUAUGGGACUCGGAAACGUAAUCGCUGUGCCACUCGCUGAGGCUAUAGGACGUCGUCCAGUAUUCUUAACCUCUGCUCUGAUACUGACAGUCGGAUCAAUUUGGUGUGCUGCCAGUGGUAGCCUGGAUUCGCACAUUGCUGGACGUGAUGUGUUAUCUUUGGCUGCUGGUCAGUCAGAGGCAUUGUGUCCCCUCAUUAUUCAGGAAAUUCAUUUUGUUCACGAGCGCAGCAGUAGGCUAGCAUGGUUCAGUGCCAUCCAAUCUAUCGGCAGCGCAGCCUUGACUAUUGCUACAGCCUACCUUGUUCAGAGCCUAGGGUGGAGAUGGUGGUACGGCAUAUUCGCUAUCAUAAGCGGCGUACUGUUCCUGGUAUCCUUUGUCCUGGUGCCAGAAUCUUUGUAUGAGCGACCCACCGACGCGUUUAGUGGUCAGGUCCAUAUUCAGCAUGAAGGCGAAGACCUAGCCAUUGUUCGUGCCACUACAAAGCGCAGAGUCGAAUUGGACUUCACACGGUAUCAACCGCGUACAUGGCGACACAGCCUAAAGAUUUUCCACGGUCCCGCAAAGUGGUCGGUAGCGAUAGACUGCUGGAAGCACAUGCUGCAGUGUGUCUUGUUUCCCAACAUCCUGUGGAUCGCCUUGAUGAACAGUGUCGUGCUCGGGAUCUAUGUGAUCAUGGUCACUGUGUUCGGAUCCAUCCUUACUGCCCCACCAUACAGCUAUCCCGCCACAGCUUUAGGCCUCGUCCAAGGAGGCCAAAUCGUCGUCUCAAUGAUCCUCGUCCCUGUCAUGGGAUACGGUGGAGACAAGCUCCACGAAUGGAUAGCAAGACGCCGCAACGGCAUAGCCGAGCCCGAGUUUCGGCUGAUUCCCAUAUUACUCCCUGUCGCCGUAUCACUCAUCUCAUGUGUCAUCUUUGGCCAUGCCGGUUCCGACCCCUAUCACUGGUCGCCAUGGGCUAUCACAGUCGGCUUUAAUGGGAUUUACUUCGGCUUCAUCGGCAUCAUCCUCAUUGGAUACACGUAUUCGCUUGAUAGUUAUGGAGAGCGAGCAGGCCCCAUUCUGGUGCUCAUCUGUACCAGCCGUGGCUUGAUCUCUUUCGGGAUUUCUUUUGGCGUCACUAAAUUCGUUGGAAACUUGGGUUAUAAGCAGGCAUUUGAUAUCUGUGCUAUUAUUAUGGGAGUUAUCUCGGCUUUUGGUUUCAUUGUUUUCUUCUUCGGCUCCAAGAUUCGCUCCCUUACGAUGAAGUACGCUGUUGACAAGAAGACUGCGGAAAUUUAG